Leptosia nina is the source of this 252-nucleotide messenger RNA. NCBI's taxonomy places the organism in Eukaryota, Metazoa, Arthropoda, Insecta, Lepidoptera, Pieridae. The record is from the annotation of a GenBank genome assembly.
AUGGCAGACGUAGAAUCGGGUGGUCUUAGUGGGGAAACCAAAGCGUUCUCUCUAAACUUGGUAGUGCGGACCGUGUACCACGCUGUAUAUUUUGUCGGUGACAACUUUGUGUUGGCCUGGGGGCUGUACAUCUGGUACCACAUUGGGGAACGUGACCUGGAGCACCCGUUACUGCACAAUCUUAAAUAUUUGGCGCCGGCCUUCUUCACCAACUGGAAUUUUGUAAGUUUUGAGCUGGAUAUAUUUUAUUAG